UGGGAGGACCCCAGCGACAGCCUCAGCGUAGGGCUCGGUGGACGCAGCGGCAGCGGCGGUGGCGGCGCGCCGUUGCAACUGAAGGCGCCGGUUGUCUCCGGAACGCACUCUGCCGGCCACCCUCGCAGCCCUGGCUGACGGUCGUGCGGCCGGCGCCAUGUCUGUGAGCGAGAUCUUCGUGGAGCUGCAGGGCUUUUUGGCUGCCGAGCAGGACAUCCGAGAGGAAAUCCGAAAAGUUGUACAGAGUUUAGAACAAACAGCUCGAGAGAUUUUAACUCUACUGCAAGGGGUCCAUCAGGGUGCUGGGUUUCAGGACAUUCCAAAGAGGUGUUUGAAAGCUCGAGAACAUUUUGGUACAGUAAAAACACAUCUAACGUCUUUGAAGACCAAGUUUCCUGCUGAACAGUAUUACAGGUUUCACGAGCACUGGAGGUUUGUGCUGCAGCGCCUGGUCUUCUUGGCCGCCUUCGUCGUGUACUUGGAGUCCGAAACCCUCGUGACCCGAGAAGCGGUUACAGAGAUCCUUGGCAUUGAGCCUGAUCGGGAGAAGGGAUUUCACUUGGAUGUGGAAGAUUAUCUCUCAGGAGUUCUCAUUCUCGCUAGUGAACUGUCGAGGCUGUCCGUCAACAGCGUCACCGCCGGCGACUACUCGCGGCCGCUGCACAUCUCCACCUUCAUCAACGAGCUGGACUCCGGCUUCCGCCUCCUCAACCUCAAGAACGACUCCCUGCGGAAGCGCUACGACGGCCUGAAGUACGACGUGAAGAAAGUGGAGGAGGUGGUCUACGACCUCUCCAUCCGCGGCUUCAACAAGGGGGCGGCCGCCGCCUGCCUGCAGAAGUAGCGCCCGGACGCUGCCGCCUCCGGCCGGCCGCCCGGCCCCGCGCCCGCCGCGGUGCUUAGGAUGGCCCGCCGCCAAACGCCGCGCUUCACCUUCGCACCCGGCUGUGUGGUGUAUCAGACUCUCUAGGGGGUGACAGAAUAGCCUUUACAAAGACAGGUUUUUUGUUGUUGUUUUCAGUGAAUUUGCUCUGUAAUUCAGUGUACUUGAGUUUUGUCAGAAAAUGUACAUGUUGAUCUCUUGGUAAAGUUUUUUCCUUGCUUACCCUGAUGCUGUCGAUGUGCUGUUUGAGAACUUCAUUGUCUUGUUUGUGAUUCUUCCAGGAGUGAUCCUUGGUGUUUUCUAUUUCCACAUUAGCCAUCCAUAUCCAGGUGUGGCCUGGAUACAGUGUAAAAACAGAUAAUUAAACGGAUGGUUGCCAAGUGAAGGACAACUUAUUUUAUGUUUUCCUUCCUUAUUUUAAGUCUUGUGAGUAAAUCAGGUGUUGAAUUUUUUUGCAAGGCAAGUAUAGCCCCAGGGGUCUGUCUCACUGCCAUCAAAAUGUCAGAGAUUAAUCUGCAAAGACAAGUUCAGCAUGUUAUUUUGGGACAAUUUUGUAUUAAGAAUUGAGUAACAUCGUCUGGCUUUGUUUACCAGGUGGGGAGUAGGGGUAGGGUUCUAAACCACCCGUUUUCUGAUGUUGCCUUAACAUUCUGCUGUUGCAGAAUUAAACAUCUUCUCCACGUGCAUCUUAAACAUUUCAUUUGAUAUAUUUCUGAGUGUGAAACCUCUUACCUAAUAGCCAGGCAGACCUGUAGGUCUGGGAGUGUGAAGCCACUCAGUCAGUUAAUUCUCAACACCCUGUCUGGUGGUAUUCUGGGAGAAGAAUGCUGUGCUUUCGAAGAAAGAGAAAACCUUGAAUGAAAAGGCAAAAAAUAGCUGACUUGGUCAUAUUUUUAAGAGUAAGCAAUCCUCUCAGGUUGUUAAUUAUCCCAGUUUUGGGCAAGUCACAUUUAUCUUCCUGGCACAGGGCCCGUCCCAUGCAACCCCCGCACCCCAUCCCCGCAUUUUCAGGUAGUACUUGCCAUGUAACUUGCUGUUGAAUUGAAAUUAUUAAAAUGGUGACUUAAACCAGUCUCUUGGAGCUCACUGAAAGGAAGGUGCCACUGUGUCCAGAAUAAUAGGAACUACUUAGAAGUGUCACCCUCUCACGCCUAAUAUGAGUUUAGGCUUCCUUUUUGUACAGUAGGAUUUUUGGCGUGGGCAUCGGAGCUGUCAUCAGGUCACAUUAAGGACUGACCAAAUUUUCCAUCGUGAGGAACGAAGUAGAAAUGAGGCAUAAAUUGCUGUGCAUUGUUGGAUUUUAGAACAAUUUUCUUGACAGCUCUUUUCUGCAAAGACUUUGUGGGAAGAAGAAAGUUGUUGGAGUUGUAAAGUACCUAGGAUGGUCAUCUAAAAUGUUCAGUAACAGCACUGCUUGGAUUGAGUGUAAAAGGUUCUGAAUUAUGUGAUCAGACAUAUGCAGUAAGUUUGAUACUAGUUUUCUUUGCUUCUUUUAAGUAUUGAUUCUGCUUGAGAAUAGUAAAGUUCUUGGGAGAAGUUUUGGAUUUCAGUUUUCACAAACAGAUGUUGAGUGCAGGAGCACGUUCUGGUUUCAUACACCAGUGGGGGCAUCAGGUGCUGUGUGUGAUUGUUGUGUUGUGUCCGCCGCUGGCUUGUUGUAAAGCAAUAAAAACCGUUUCUCUA
Dama dama (fallow deer) is the source of this 2566-nucleotide messenger RNA. It is a transcript of the gene TSN, whose product is annotated as translin. Bases 158 to 844 code for a protein of 228 amino acids. The transcript has 6 exons. Gene Ontology annotation, biological process: RNA metabolic process. Lineage: Eukaryota; Metazoa; Chordata; Mammalia; Artiodactyla; Cervidae. Gene Ontology annotation, molecular function: sequence-specific DNA binding; single-stranded DNA binding; RNA binding. The record is from RefSeq and is a predicted model, not a curated record. Gene Ontology annotation, cellular component: nucleus; cytoplasm.